Molecule: messenger RNA, 1368 nt
Organism: Cotesia congregata
Lineage: Eukaryota; Metazoa; Arthropoda; Insecta; Hymenoptera; Braconidae
Source: the annotation of a GenBank genome assembly
AUGGUGGCAUUGAUGCCGGUUCAAGCGGAACCAAAUGUUGGAAACCAAAAGACGCCGGAGGAGGAGCCGUUCCAUCUGGUGGACAGAAAGGAAAAGAGAAAAAAGAAGAAAAAGAAACAGGUGGAGGAAGCAGUGGACCAGGCAGCAACCGCGAAGCCAGCAGGACCAGGAUCGGGGACGACGGAACAAGGACCAGCAGCAGGACGGACUAGAGCAGCCAAGGAAGACCGGAGGCCGAGGAGGAAGCAGCGACCGGAGGCAGUGCUAAUAAAACCAGGUAAGACCCAAUCUUGUGGAGAUGUCCUGAGGGCUCUGCGCUCUGGACUUCAUCCAGAGGAAUUGGGCUUAGAGGUUAAGGCCGUGAGGACUGCCAGUAAAGGUGGUCUUCUUAUCGAGUUCGAGGGAUCUGUAAAAGAUCGCUCGGCACUCGGUAGUAAGAUCACGGAGGUAGCCGGAGGAGACGUGGAGGUGCGCCAUCUUUACCCUACUGCCACGGUAGUAAUAGACGGGAUGGACGCCGCCACGACCGUCGAAGAGGUCCGGGCGGCCUUGGGGGAAGCUGCCGGUGGGAUCGCGGAUGGACUCAACGUGACUAUCACGAAGCCCAAUAAAUGGGGAGCCGUCCGCGCUUUCAUCGAGGCUGAACUUGGGGCUGCUGCGACCUUGGAGACCUUGGGAAAGGUCAAAGUCGGCUGGACGGUUUGUCGAAUCCGCCGCCGGGAGCGACUGGACCGGUGCUAUCGAUGCCAAGGACUGGGUCACUUAGCGGGCUCGUGCAAGGCAAAGGAGGACCGAAGUGGUUGCUGCUGGCGGUGUGGUGAGGCGGAUCACCAGUCGAAGGCCUGUACCAAGCCUCCGAGUUGCCAUCUCUGUGCAGCGGUGGGGAACGGGCGAGCCUCUGAUCACGUGGCGGGUUCUGGACGGUGUGCGACUUAUCGGGAGGUGCUACAAAUAAAUCUACACCGGUGCAAACUGGCCCUUGAUCUGCUGUACGCUAGAAAUCGUGACAACGGAAUGGAUAUUGUUUUGGUAUCAGAGCAAUACCAUUCUGUGUCUGGGCCAAAUUGGUACUGUGACCCUACGGGCACAGCGGCAGUUUGGGUUCCGGAUCGAAGUCGCCUUUCUGUGCGUAACAGUGGAUCGAGGGACGGCAUUGUGUGGGUCGUGACACCAGCAGUUACCUUCGUGUCUGUGAGGGGAAACCCAACUACUGUGCCGGAGCGACAAAUGAAGCAAACAGGAUGGAAGGUGUCACUCCUGGAUGAGAGCGCAUUUCAAAAUGCGGUCUCAGAUAGAAUUGACACGCUUCCUGACUUACUUGCAGAGUCGCGCGAAAAUCUUGAGUCACUUGUCGGUCAAACGAUGGAA